Messenger RNA from Onthophagus taurus, 3945 nucleotides. RefSeq names its product kinesin-like protein KIF1B. NCBI's taxonomy places the organism in Eukaryota, Metazoa, Arthropoda, Insecta, Coleoptera, Scarabaeidae. The record is from RefSeq and is a predicted model, not a curated record. Gene Ontology annotation, biological process: microtubule-based movement. Gene Ontology annotation, molecular function: microtubule binding; microtubule motor activity; ATP binding.
CGACGCACUUCAAGCGCCAGUUUGGAUUUUGGCGUCGCGACGCGUAAAGAUUUCCUUUCUUUACCGUAUUAAAUAAUUUCAAAAUUUAUUAUAAAAGUGGACGAGAUAAGUGUAGUAUACAGAAAUAUUUAAGCGUGAGAAUAUGACGCAUCUCAACGUUGCUGUAAGGGUUAGACCUAUGUCUCAAAGAGAAAUCUCAUUAAAUGCAGUUCCAGUGGUUGAAGUCAACAGUAAUAUAGUUUCGAUAACAAAUUUAAAGGUACCAGAACAGUAUGCGGGUGACAGCAGGGAAAGAGUUAGAAGAUUCUCCUUUGAUUGCUGUUUUGGAACCACGUCAAAUCAAGAAAAUGUAUUCAACGUUGUUAAUGACAUCAUUGGAAACGCUGUUAAGAAAAAAUACCAUUCCUGCGUGUUAGCUUACGGACAAAGUUCUUCAGGGAAAACUCACACCAUGAUGGGGUUUCAAGAACAAUUUGGUUUAACACCUCGUUUAUGCGAACGAAUCUUCGAUUAUUUAAAACAAAUUGAUGGCGAUGAAGAAGAAAAAGAACAUGUAACAAUCAGUUAUUUGGAAAUACACAACGAGAAGGUCAACGAUCUUCUAGCUGACAACGAUGUGACGAGUGUGCUUAAAAUUCGCGAACAUCCGGUCCGUGGAACUUACGUCCAAGGAUUAAAAGAAUACAAAGCGGAGAAUCCGGAAAGAUUGUUGGAUUGGUUGAAGAUUGGGAAUAAAAAAAGAAGGGUUUCCGCAACCUCGGUGAAUCCCCAAUCGAGUCGAAGUCACUCAGUGGUUACUUUAAAAUGUCUUGGUGGAGUUAAAUUGACACUCGUUGAUUUGGCCGGGAGCGAAAGAAGUAAUCGAGUACAUACGAAAUCGACGUUUUGGGAAGGAGCUAAUAUUAAUAAAAGCUUGGUUGCUUUGGGGAAUGUUAUUUCUUCUUUAGCCGAUCAAUCUGUAAGAACAAAAGGUUACAAAAAACGCUUCAUUCCUUAUAGAGAUUCAGUCUUAACAUGGCUUUUAAAAGACACCCUUGGUGGAAACUCUCAAACAUUAAUGAUAGCAACGGUGUCCCCGUCGAGCGUUUGCUACAGUGAGACUGUGAAUACGUUGAGGUUCGGGCACAGGGCCAAACAAAUCGUUGCCCAACCAGUGGCCAACGAAGACCCCAAGCAAAAAGUUAUCAGAGAUCUUAAAUUGGAAAUUGUUAAAUUAAAACAACUUCUUUCAUGUUGUCAGAUCACCCCGGAAGAUCAAUUCGUAUUAAAACCACUAUCGAAUAAAUCAGACGCAUCAACAAACACCGAAAAUAUAAACUGUCCGAUUUCGUUAAAAAAAAUAAUCAUAGAUAAAUUUAAUGGACCAACUCAAAAAUCACUUUUCGGUGACGAUGUAACGGAUUUUAAUAAUAUCAAUCAAUUUAUUAACACCGUUUUAAAGAAAACUCUUCAAAAUAUUGAUGGAAACAAAUCGUUCAAUAUAAAUCCGAAAAAUAUCUCCAAAGCGGAGCUUGAAAGCUCGCUUUGUUCCACAGAUAAACUUAUCCCAGUGAUGGACGUAACAACGAUAAGCGAUGAUAAACCAGUUGUUAAAUUAAGAAGAACUUACAGCGUUUUAUCGGAGAAAGACGCAAAAUCAGCUAAGAGAUAUGGUUCUUAUGAAACAUUAUCAACAAAAGGUGAGAAAAUGAAAAAACCCACCCCAACGGCGUUAAUUAGAAAACGCUCGAUCGAUAAACCGAGCACUUCUUUAGCUAAAGUUGAGGCAAAAGUAGAUUCAAUUCGAAAAAUGACUUUAAAACCACGAUCUGAAAUUGUUGCAGCCGUUACACAAAGACUCUACAGCAAAGUUAAUAAAAAAGAAGUUGCCACAGAAACCGAAGAAGUUAUUAAAGAAAAUAAAGGUACGAUGGCGAGACCGUUAAGGCUACAAGAUAUCACACAAAGAGCGAUGAGGUAUUAUAAAAGAAAACAUAUCGAAACACAAACAGAAUCAGAUCCUGUCGUACGAGUUAAAGACACUUGUACGGAUGUUGAUGACUUAAAAAUCGAAACAAAUCAAUUUAAACACAUUUCCGUUUGUACGGAAGAAAUUAAACUUGAAAAUGUUGGCACAAAUUGCAAUUUACUCAGAUUUGAUUCAUCAACAAGUGGAGGAAAUGGGUUAAAACUUACAACAUCUUGCGGAGUCCAAGUGGACGAAGACAACAAAGAAUUGAAACAACCUCAAAAUUUACUUUCGUUUACAAAAUAUUUAAGGGGAAAAGAAAAUAAUAAAGAAAACAUACCAAACCCUAUUUAUACAUCAUCGGUUAAUAUUCACGUUUCACACAAUUACAUCAACAAUAAAGAAAAAAAUGAAAACGAUUUAAGUAUUUCCGAAGAUAGUUUAGAUGAUAAUAUCCCACAAUCUUUUCAAACUCCCGAUUUAAUAAGUAAUCAUAAUUCUUUAGAACACGAUAAAAUUAAUUUCGCCAACAUCAACGACACCAUUCCUUACGAUACAAUAAACAAUCAAAAUUACGAUCAAAGAGAAUCGUGUCAAGCAACGCCGAAUAUCAUUCCAGAGCUAUAUCAAGCUGGAAUAUCAAUUUCACCAACUUACGCGUCAGAAAUUAACGUAACAAAAACACCGGAAAGAAUUUUACCUUUAAAAAGUUUCCAUCCAAUUUCAUCAAAACCAAACAUUACACAAACUCAAAAAUAUGAAAAAGUCACGAUAAACGAACCAAUUAUUCUUAAAAGUAUAAUGAAGCAACAUUACGAUAGUGACUCAAGCGAUUUUUCUAUGGAUACGUUUGAAAAUGUACAAGAUUCGUUAAAUUACCACAAACGAGUACAUUUUCCUAAAGAACAACAUAAAGAUUCGCGAGUUUUCGAAGCGAUGACAAAUUUUUUAAAAGAAGCGAGUGCUUUAAUGGCAAAUUUAUCAAUUGUCGCUGAUAAAUUGGAUAAACCAGAACAAGCCCAUGAAAUACAAGUCAGUUUAAGUGAUAUUAGCGAAAUGGUUUCGAAAAAAAUUAAAAAGAAAUAUCGGAAAAAGAAACGAAAUGAAUCGCCUAACUUUGAAAAUAUUUCUUGUCAAACUUCACCAAAACGAACGAUGAAUAUUUUCACGGAAACUGAAGAAUUUCCAAACAAUAAAUACGAAAGUAUCGUAAAGAAUUCCUGCGAUCGAUUAGAACAACUUUGUAAUAAUAAAGCGAGUGGAAAUAAAUCAACGGAAAAAAUUGUUGUUGAUGAAAGCGUUUUGCAUAGAUUUCCCCAGCCGUUUUCCGUGUCAGAUUGGAAUGAUUUUUCUUAUCAACAGUACGAAGAUUCUAGCAUUGAAAGUAACCCAACUUAUUCGGAUUAUGGAAGUCUUCCGCGAAGAAAAGUUAAACAUAAAAGUUUUUUGAGUCCCAGCGAAUAUUUGAGACAACUAACAAGUAUGAGGAAACAAAUUAUUGAUACAUCUAGAGAUGAAUUGUUGAAUGAUCAUCGUAUGGUUUUUGAAUGAUGAAAUAAUAUUAAGAAAAUUUUAAUCGGGACACAAAAUAUUGUUAAAUAAGAUUGAAUGAUGAAGAUUUUAAAAAUGGAAUUGAAAUUUAUCUGGAGGAAUCAACGAAAACAAGGUUAAGAAGAAAAAAAUGUUUACGCAGUAUUGAUUGUUUUAUUAGAACAAAGUUUACAUAAAGGAACAAAAAAAACUGUAUUUGUAAACUUGUUGGAAUCAAAAAAAAUUGUUGCAUUGAUAAGAAUUUUACGAAUUUACAUUUUAAAUCUAAAUGUAGCUUAUUCUAUGGUAGAUGUAGAAUUUUACAUAAAUUAAGUGUUAAUAUUUAUUUAAAAAAUAUGUAUUAAUUUAAAAUUGCAAGAAAGAAUAACUAAAAAGAUUUCUUUUGACUACUUUGAAUAACUUUACAAAAUGAAUUGAAUUAAUAAAGUGAUUAGAUAAAAAAUUAA